AUGAACCCGACCAACGCUGCGCAGGCGCUCCUCAAAUCGCUGGACGACCUGAUCGAGUUCAGGCCUGGCACAAAGUGGGCCAAGGCGGUCGAGCGCAUCCUAGAGGCCUCCGACCACUACGCGGUGCUCGGCCUUACCCCCGAAGCCGUCAGCGCGGACCCGUCGGCGCCGAAGCAAAAGUACAAGCGGCUAGCGCUCGAGGUGCACCCCGACAAGAACAAGGCGGGCGGCGCGGAGGCGGCGUUCAAGAAGCUCAACGAGGCGCACGAGACGCUCUCCGACUCGAAAAAGCGGCGCGAGUACGAC
Emiliania huxleyi CCMP1516 is the source of this 306-nucleotide messenger RNA. RefSeq lists its product as hypothetical. Gene Ontology annotation, molecular function: Hsp70 protein binding. The transcript has a single exon. Gene Ontology annotation, biological process: cellular response to misfolded protein. The record is from RefSeq and is a predicted model, not a curated record. The annotation marks the transcript as partial. NCBI's taxonomy places the organism in Eukaryota, Haptophyta, Isochrysidales, Noelaerhabdaceae. Gene Ontology annotation, cellular component: endoplasmic reticulum membrane.